This is a messenger RNA of Jaculus jaculus (lesser Egyptian jerboa), 6279 nucleotides long. RefSeq names its product collagen type XXIV alpha 1 chain (gene Col24a1). The record is from RefSeq and is a predicted model, not a curated record. Gene Ontology annotation, molecular function: extracellular matrix structural constituent. Bases 89 to 5212 code for a protein of 1707 amino acids. NCBI's taxonomy places the organism in Eukaryota, Metazoa, Chordata, Mammalia, Rodentia, Dipodidae. The transcript has 60 exons.
UUUUCAUGGACAGUACGCACACCCUUAGCGGUUCGGAGGUGUCUUCUGUUUUCCGGUAGCGCUCCGCUGCACGGACAAAUGCAGACAAAUGCAUUUAGGAGCUCACAGGACAAGGCGUGGAAAGGUCUCCCCCACCGCGAAAACGAAACUGAUUCUUCAUUUUAUUGUACUAUGUGUGGCUUGGAUUACUGUUCACACACAAGAACAAGGCAUAGAUAUCCUUCAUCGACUAGGCCUUGGAGACAAAGACGUAAGAUACUCAUCACCAGUGACUGCUGGUCCACUGUCAUCCACACCAUUACCUCAGGGGGUCUAUUUAACAGAAUCAGGUGUCAUUUUAACAAAUGAUGCUUAUAUUGAGUCACCUCUCAUGAACAUUUUGCCAGUCAGCUUACAACAGCCAUUUACCAUACUGAUUGGGUUACAGUCACAUAGAGUGAACAAUGCUUUUCUCUUCAGCAUUAGAAAUAAAAACAGGCUGCAAUUGGGAGUGCAGUUGUUGCCUAAGAAGUUAACGGUGCAUGUUGGAGGAAAGCAGUCGGUAACUUUCAACUACAGUGUUCACGAUGAGCAAUGGCACUCACUUGCCAUCACUAUUAGAAACCAAGUUGUCUCCAUGCUUGUUGGGUGUGGAGAGAAACAUUUUAGCAGCGAGACUAUUUCAGCAGCUCAGACCUUUGACUCUAAGAGUGUGCUGACCUUGGGAAGUAUGAUGAAUAACUCUGUCCACUUCGAAGGAAUCGUAUGUCAGCUGGAUGUCAUUCCUUCCAUGGAAGCAUCUGCCGACUAUUGCCGAUAUGUGAAACGGCAGUGUCACCCCACAGACAGAUAUCACCCUGAUACCAGCCUUCCUCACACGCCUGUCAUUCCAGCCGAGGGAUCCAGACACUCUGGUUUGCCCAAAAGAUUUGGUGAAACAAAACUUUCAGAGAACACACUGACUGAAGGCAAAAGCAUUCAAAGUAUUGGAAAUAAUGAUUCUGCAGUGGUGCGUACCAGACAGGAACACCAGGAAUCGAGAUCUGAGUUAACUUCCCUUCACUUGGGUAACACCUCCACAAUGAAUCUCACGAACGAUGGGAUGCAUGCCGAACAAAUCGUCGCUGAGGAACGUACAGAGACAAACCUAAGCCUGUCAAUGACCCAUCAUCGCCUCAGCGAGGCAAGCUUGAACAUGGAGGGGAGACUUAGCUCUUCUCUAAACGAAUCAGGCAACAUCACACAACAUGAUGGUGACCUCAUGGGUCUCCUUAGGAUGUCAGCUAGCCUUGCACAUACAGGCCAAGAUCCAAUGACUGGUCUCAAGAAGGCAGUCACAGCAAACCUACAUACCAAUGAACUCAUGGAAAUGGAACAAAUUUUGAACAUGAGCUUGUACAGAGUGACAGAUGGGCUGUCUGUAGACGAUCACUUUGAACUAAGGAAGGAAGGUGAAUUUUACCCUACUGCUGCUUACCCCAUCGAAAAUAGCUAUGACAGUGAGCUUUAUGAUUAUUACUAUUACGAAGAUUUUAAUACAAUGCUUGAAAUGGAGUAUCUGAGAGGGCCAAAAGGGGACACUGGACCUCCUGGUCCACCUGGUCCAGCAGGUAUUCCAGGCCCGCCAGGAAAGAGAGGUCCUCGGGGAAUACCAGGACCACAUGGGAAUCCCGGGUUACCUGGACCCCCAGGUCCAAAGGGCCCCAAAGGAGACCCAGGAUUUUCCCCAGGUCAAGCUGCUUCAGGAGAAAAGGGUGAUCUUGGUUUUUCUGGAUUAAUAGGACCCCCUGGUUUGCAAGGUGAAAAGGGUCUCAAAGGACAUCCAGGGCUUCCGGGACUCCGUGGUGAACAAGGACUUCCAGGAUUCUCUGGUAAUAUUGGCUCACCUGGCUACCCUGGCAGGCAGGGAUUAGCUGGACCAGAAGGCAAUCCAGGUCCUAAAGGUGUAUGGGGUUUUAUUGGUCCUCCUGGAGAAGCAGGACAACCUGGACCUGAAGGAGAAAGGGGCAUUCCUGGGAUCCGUGGGAAGAAGGGCAUAAAGGGAAGACAGGGUUUUCCAGGAGACUUUGGAGAGAGGGGCCCUGCUGGUCUAGAUGGCAGUCCUGGACUUGUAGGUGGCAUUGGUCCUCCAGGAUUUCCUGGGCUUAGAGGCAGUGUUGGUUCCGUGGGACCAAUUGGACCAUCUGGGAUUCCUGGCCCAAUGGGCCUUUCAGGGAAUAAAGGGCCACCUGGAAUCAAAGGUGAUAAGGGUGAGCAAGGCAUUGCAGGAGAGCCAGGAGAGCUGGGAUAUCCUGGAGACAAGGGUACUACUGGUUUGCCAGGACCACCAGGGCUAAGAGGAAAGCCAGGACCUUCAGGCCAACCAGGUGACCCAGGACCCCAGGGACCAUCUGGCCCUCCAGGACCAGAGGGUUUUCCAGGAGAUAUUGGGAUUCCUGGGCAAAAUGGCCCUGAAGGAACAAAGGGACUCUUUGGAAGUCGAGGGCCUCCUGGGCCUCCUGGUCUCAAAGGAACUCAGGGAGAAGAAGGACCAGUUGGACCAUUUGGAGAACCGGGGCCAAGAGGAAAACCAGGUCGCAAAGGGUAUAUGGGUGAACCAGGACCAGAAGGCUUAAAGGGAGAAGUAGGAGAUCAAGGAGAUACUGGAAAAAUUGGAGAAACAGGACCUAUUGGCUUACCUGGAGAAGUAGGAAUAACUGGAAGCAUUGGUGAAAAGGGCGAGCGUGGAAGUCCAGGCCCAUUGGGUCCCCAGGGGGAAAAAGGUGCAAUGGGAUAUCCAGGUCCUCCAGGGAUUCCAGGACCCAUGGGUCCACUGGGAUUACCUGGUCUUGUCGGGCCAAGAGGGUUGCCUGGGAGUCAAGGUCCCAAAGGACAAAGAGGACCACGAGGAUCAGAUGGUCUCCCGGGGGAACAAGGUAUACAAGGUGCCAAGGGUGAAAAAGGAAAUCAAGGAAAAAGAGGGCCUCACGGUCUCAUUGGUAAGACUGGAAACCUUGGAGAGAGAGGAGCUCAAGGGAAACCAGGCACACAGGGACUCCCUGGAAGUGCAGGAGACAGGGGCCUUGCAGGAGAACCAGGACCACGAGGACCACCAGGCGAUGCUGGACCUCCUGGUGAAAUGGGAGUGGAGGGACCUCCAGGCAUUGAGGGAGAAGCUGGUCUGCAAGGAGAACCAGGUGCCAAGGGAGAUGCUGGACCCAUGGGCAGUGUUGGAACAGCUGGGGAACCAGGAUUACGAGGCGAGCCAGGUGCUCCUGGAGAAGAAGGUCUCCAAGGAAAAGAUGGCUUAAAGGGGACCCCAGGAAGAAGAGGUCUUCCUGGAGAAGAUGGAGAAAAAGGAGAGAUGGGCUUACCAGGAAGUACAGGACCCUUGGGUAUACCGGGUCCAAUGGGACUUCUAGGUGUAGAAGGAACUGUGGGAACUCCAGGACAAAGAGGUCGUCCAGGAAAAAAGGGUGAAAAAGGACAAACAGGAAGCCCAGGAGAAAUUGGCGGCAGAGGUGCUCCUGGUCAAGCUGGGGAAAGUGGUCCUAAAGGUGCCAGAGGAAGUAGAGGUGCUGUGGGUCCUUUGGGAUUGAUGGGACCUGAUGGAGAACCAGGAAUCCCAGGAUAUAUGGGGCAUCAAGGUCAACCAGGUCUGUCUGGGUUGCCAGGACCCAAAGGAGAAAAGGGUUACCCAGGAGAAGAUAGCAAAGCCCUAGGACCCCCCGGGCCUCGAGGUGAACCAGGCCUGAUGGGGGCACAAGGAGAGAGAGGAGAGCCUGGUGCAGAAGGAUAUAAGGGUCAGGCUGGUGUACCAGGACUAAGAGGUCCCCCUGGACAACAAGGGUCCCCAGGCGAACCAGGUGAGCCAGGUGAACACGGACCGAAAGGAGAGCGAGGAUCUGAGGGCCCUCAGGGAAAGAAAGGAGCCCCUGGUCCUCCUGGGAAACCUGGCGCUCCUGGGCUUCCAGGCCUUCCUGGGCAGAAAGGUCCACAAGGAUAUCAUGGAGUAGGUGGCCUUUCAGGAAACCCUGGAAAAGCUGGGUCACCCGGAAAGCAGGGACUGCCUGGUAUCAAAGGUAGCCCGGGAAGUGCAGGACUGGCUGGCUCUCCAGGUCCCCAAGGAGCAAAGGGCUUAUCAGGUCUACCAGGAAGCCCUGGAGCCCCGGGCCCAAAGGGUGAGCAAGGGCUACCUGGUCAACCUGGAAUUCAAGGUAAAAGAGGUCCCCGAGGAUCACAAGGGGACCAAGGACCACAUGGAGAACCUGGUCUGAAAGGGCAGCCCGGGGAACAUGGUGAUCGAGGUUUAACAGGAUUCCAAGGAUUCCCAGGCCCCAGAGGCCCUGAGGGGGAUCCUGGCAUUGCUGGAAUAUCAGGUCCUAAGGGUCCUACUGGACAGAGAGGAUACACUGGCCCUCUUGGCAGAGAAGGGAUAAUAGGCCCAACAGGUAGAACUGGACCCAGAGGUGAAAAGGGCUUUAGAGGUGAAACUGGUCCUCAAGGGCCAAGGGGUCAACCAGGACCUCCGGGACCCCCGGGAGCACCAGGUCCAAGAAAACAAAUGGAUAUCAACGCUGCUAUUCAAGCCUUGAUUGAAUCCAAUACUGCCCUACAGAUGGAGAGUUAUCAGAACACUGAAGUGAUGCUCACAGACCACAGUGCAGAGAUAUUCAAAACCCUGAGCUACCUUAGCAUUUUAGUACGCAGCAUCAAGAAUCCUCUCGGCACGCGAGAUAACCCAGCACGAAUCUGCAAAGACUUGCUCAACUGUGAACACAAAGUUUCAGAUGGAAAAUACUGGAUUGAUCCAAAUCUUGGAUGCUCUUCAGAUGCCAUUGAAGUUUUCUGCAACUUUAGUGCUGGGGGCCAGACAUGUUUAUCUCCUAUUUCUGUGACAAAUUUGGAGUUUGGAGUUGGGAAAGUCCAAAUGAACUUCCUUCAUUUACUGAGCUCAGAAGCCACCCAUAUUAUCACCAUUCACUGUCUAAACACCCCAAGGUGGACAAGUGGUCCAGGAUCGUCCAUUAGUUUCAAAGGAUGGAAUGGUCAGAUGUUUGAAGAAAACACUCUACUUGAACCUAAAAUACUUUCAGAUGACUGCAAGAUUCAAGAUGGCAACUGGCAUAAGGCGACUUUCCUUUUUCACACCCAGGAUCCUCAUCAGCUUCCAGUGACUGAAGUUCAAAAACUUCCGCAUCUCCAAACUGAACGGAAGCAUUACCUCGAAAGCAGUCCCGUCUGCUUUCUCUAGAGGCUCACCCAAAUGCGAUUGCUGCAGAGGGGAAAUGAGGACAGAAAGAGGAGAUGCAUGGAAUAAAGGAACCUGCUAAACUUAAAGAAUCUCAGGCAGAAAAGACUUCCUCCUAAGAAGGGGAAAAGGCAUUUUCACAGAACUAUGAUCGAUGAUGUAUUUUGAAUUCCUUAAAAAUGUUUGCUGAUGUGAGGGUUUUCUUAAAGAAUGUCCUUGAACUGAAAAUGUGCACACUUGGAAUUCUUCAGGGUAUGCCCUGUAUUUUUUGGACUAAGAGUGAAGUACCCAUUAAGACAGCUGGAGAAGCAGGGCACUGUGGAGCACGGCUGGCUAAUGCUCCCAAGGGUGCAAUGUUUCUGUCUAAAAAUUGCAAGCCACAGUUUGAUAUGUCUUGUUUUCCCAAACACGUAGCUGUAUUCCGGUCCCCAGUGGGCAUAUACAUCCUAGCCGGUGGUAUACUACCUCUUACGUUGUGCCUUUUUUGUCUUGCUUGGUGCUCUUUCUAAAAACAAGGUGCUUGUGGCUUUCAUACAAUAUUUUAUUUUUUAUUUUUUUCAUCUUUGUUAUGAAGAGUGUAUGUACUGGUUACAUCAAGAUAUGUUGUGAUUGUUAAUACUUAUUUUAAUUUGUCUGGUCACAUACUUAAUAACAAGUAAAACAAUUAUUUAUGUAAACACCCUUGUUUUAUUUUAAAAUUCUCUUUGUGCAUAUGAAACCACAGCCAGCAUGUUGUAACCUGUGCAUAUGCACGAGAGAAUUUGGUUUUUGUUUUAUAUUUUUAAAUUGUUGUAAAAAAUUGGCUUUGUGGCUUACUUGGUUAAAGUGCCUGUCUCAUAAAAUUGUUGUAAAAAAUAUAUUAGGCCAAGUACACCCUACGUUAGGUUUGGUUUAGAAAUUGGGGAUUGUGAUAUACUGUUUAAAACUUCAUGAUCAUCUGGAAUGAUACUCUGUGUGUGUAUAUAUAUUGUGUAAAAUUAUAAUUCAGCAAAUCUUUUUGAAAUUGCUGCUGUUUUAAAUUAUAAAAACUUUAUAUUUCUGCUUUGUGGAAAAUACACAUCUUCACAGUA